Seriola dumerili (greater amberjack) is the source of this 1717-nucleotide messenger RNA. It is a transcript of the gene c1galt1c1, whose product is annotated as C1GALT1 specific chaperone 1. Bases 164 to 1120 code for a protein of 318 amino acids. Gene Ontology annotation, molecular function: N-acetylgalactosaminide beta-1,3-galactosyltransferase activity. NCBI's taxonomy places the organism in Eukaryota, Metazoa, Chordata, Actinopteri, Carangiformes, Carangidae. The transcript has 2 exons. The record is from RefSeq and is a predicted model, not a curated record.
GUUGUAGUCGUGUUGUGAAUCAUGCCCCCACCUAGUUGAUUAAUAAUUGUCUUGCCUGACGUUGAGCACCUCACCGAACAGGAAACGUGGGAGCUGAAAGACGAGCAGAGCAGGAGCAGCACCUGACGCGGCAGCUUUAACCUAACUAGUGUCUGCUGCCAAAAUGUUGUCUGAGGGAGGCUCUUUCAUGAAGGGGAUGCUCAUGGGAGGCCUCUUCUGCUUGGUGCUGUCACUCCUGGGUAGUUUCAGCCCCAGCACAGAGUCCAGGACAGAGGACCAACACCAUCAUCAUCACGUAAAGGCCCCAAGUAAAGACGAGUUGAAUCGCCUCUCUGACAGCCAGGUGCAGGAGUUGAGCAAUCAAGUCCGGGUUUAUUGCAUCAUCAUGGUACAGCCAAAGAUCCUUGUUUAUUGGGCUACAGCUAUGGACACCUGGAGCAAACACUGUGACAAGGCUGUGUUUUACACCUCAGAGUCCUCUAAGGCACUCGAGGCCAUAGACCUGAAAGAAAAAGAUGACUGGGCAAGGUUACGUAAAGCUCUGAAGCAUGCUUAUGAGAAUGCCGGCGACCUGCGCUGGUUCUUUGUGGCACAACCGACUACUUUUGCCAUCAUUGAGAACCUCAAAUACCUGGUGCUUGCAAAGGAUCCCAGUGAGCCCUUCUAUCUGGGCAAUGCUAUGAAGUCAGGGGAGCUUGAGUAUGUGGCGUAUGAUAGUGGCAUUGUUCUAAGCUAUGAAGCUCUGAAAAGGCUGGUUCACGUGUUCCAGGACGAAGACAAAUGUCCAGAGAGAGGACGAGCCCUGUGGAAGCUGAGUGAUGACAAGCAGCUGGCCGUGUGUCUCAAAUAUACAGGUGUGUUUGCAGAGAACGGAGAAGAUGCACACGGAAAGGGCCUGUUCAACAGCAAGAGUGUCGACAGCCUGAUAACAGACAGCAUGAAGGACAACCCCACCAAUGUGGUGGAGGGCUGCUGCUCCGACUUGGCAGUCACAUUCAGCGGGAUGUCACCAAAUCAAAUGCAGGUCAUGAUGUUUGGAGUUUACAGACUCCGACCUUACGGACACGAUUUUCAUGACUCGUUAACAUUUUACCCUCCUGAAGGAUCAGACAAUGACUAGAGACUUAUUCCUUCAAGCUGGAUGUUGCAUUUUAAUUAUUUUGCGUCAGUGAUGGCAAAACUCAGUUUUGGGAGAUGGGUUUUCUUAUGCUGUUUGUAAAACUUGAUCCUGGGUGGGAACAACACUUUUAUGUAUAUUUGUACCUUUUGCACUUGGCACAAUCAGCGCCACAUUUCUUUGUGGUGUAGGUACACAGCCAAUGGGAGUGCCGUCCUUUUGAAUGAAGAUAUGACUGGGAAAUAUAUCAAACCUGUGACAUAAGAUUACCUGGAAGUUUUGGUUAUUGUAAUAUUGUUAUGUAUCUUAAAUGUUUGUCUUUUUGUCGUCUUAAAGCUGCAUUAGUUAUUGAGUGAUACUGUUUUGAAAUUAUUUAACUGUUCAAAUUGCUCGGCCCUCUUCACCACAUUACGAAUUACUUUUUCUUUCCUCUGAGAAUUGAACCAAACAUGUUCUAACCCAGUUCUAAAUUAAGUGCAUUUCUUGUCAUGUAAUGCUUGUUUAUCUCUACAUAUUACAAAUUGGCCUUCACAGCUUAAUUAAUCAGUGAGUAAAGUAAAGUAUAUUUCUUCUGUCACACAAAAAAAAAAAAAAAAGGAC